CUAGCCCCCUGUUCCUAUCCUAACCUGACAGCCGUAGCCGCCGUCGUCCAGGACCAAAGACCUUUGAGGGUUGUAGUCAUGUCGGCAGCUGCUCCGGGGACCAGCAAGGCGGCCCACAGUGAUGUGGCCCCGAAAAAAAAGAAGGGACCCGGUGCCCUGGCCACGGCCUACCUGGUCAUUUACAACGUUGUUAUGACAGCGGGGUGGCUGGUGAUAGCUGUGGGUCUGGUCAGAGCUUACCUGGCCAGAGGAAGCUACCAUGGGCUGUACUACUCCAUAGAGAAGCCCCUGAAGUUCUUUCAGACUGGGGCUAUUCUGGAGAUACUGCACUGUGCUCUAGGAAUCGUACCGUCCUCUGUGGUCCUAACUGGAUUCCAGGUCAUGUCCCGGGUCUUUCUCACCUGGGCCGUCACACACAGUGUCAGAGAGGUGCAGAGUGAGGACAGUGUGCUGCUGUUUGUCACAGCCUGGACCGUGACAGAGAUCAUCCGCUACUCUUUCUACACCUUCAGCCUGCUCAAUCACCUGCCUUACCUCAUCAAAUGGGCAAGGUACACCUUUUUCAUUGUGCUGUAUCCCAUGGGAGUGACUGGAGAACUGCUGACUAUCUAUGCAGCGCUGCCAAACGUGCAGAAGACGGGCCUGUACUCUGUCACCCUCCCCAACAAGUACAAUUUCUCUUUCGACUACUACACCUUCCUCAUCCUCAUCAUGAUCUCCUACAUUCCCCUCUUCCCCCAGCUUUACUUUCACAUGAUACGGCAGAGGAAGAAGGUUCUGGGCCACGUAGAGGACUACAGCAAAGUGGAGUGAGCCCAACCGCAUUCAGACAGAUCUGAUCGAGGCACAAGAAACCAAAACAGCCAACAGAAGAGGAACAAAAUUGCGUCUACUUACAGAAACGCAAAGCCCAGCCAGUUUUCAAAACUGCCAGAACCGCCCUGGCAGAAGAAUCAAUUAUCAAGCAACUUUAUUUUUUCCAACUAUUUCCCAGGGUUGUGUAGGUGUUCACAAAUCAUGAACAAACUGGUGUAAUUUUUUUGUUGUUUUUAUUUAUGAACAAACUGCAGUUACCUUUGUUUAGUCAGAGAGCUUGUAGCUGUAAAGAAACUGUAUUUUGACUUGGAUACAGUUGACCUGCCGUCUGAUCAGUGAGCAGAACUCAUCACAGCAAGGCAUUAAACUGAAUGAUGCACUGAUAGAAUCGAUAACCUCCUUUUAAAUGUCACUAUAGAAAAUCCCUAAGAUUUUUCUCCUCCCCAUGGCUCGUAUCUUGGUCUCUUUUAAGUAGCAGUUGUGCUUUACUACGAUGUAGAAAGACUAAUGUGAAGACUAGUACUGAAACUGGGUUGUCUGUAGGUUUUUCAUCUACAUGGUGUGUUUGUUGGUGCAAACUGUGGUCCAGAUUUGUCUUUUUGUUUUUUGUUUUCUUUCAUUCAUUUCAGUCAAACGUUUAAUUACAUUCCUAAUUUAAUUCAAUAAACAUUUUUCAUUCUGUGCUCUCA
Messenger RNA from Micropterus salmoides (largemouth bass), 1505 nucleotides. It is a transcript of the gene hacd2, whose product is annotated as 3-hydroxyacyl-CoA dehydratase 2. Gene Ontology annotation, molecular function: 3-hydroxyacyl-CoA dehydratase activity. Gene Ontology annotation, cellular component: endoplasmic reticulum membrane. The record is from RefSeq and is a predicted model, not a curated record. The transcript is spliced from 7 exons. Lineage: Eukaryota; Metazoa; Chordata; Actinopteri; Centrarchiformes; Centrarchidae. Gene Ontology annotation, biological process: sphingolipid biosynthetic process; very long-chain fatty acid biosynthetic process; fatty acid elongation. The coding region runs from base 79 to 813 and encodes 244 amino acids.